AUGUACAAGCUGGAGGCGAUGGCCCAAGACAAGGGCUUCCCGCCCUUGUCGCGAACGGUGGAAGUACAGAUUGACGUUGUGGACCGUGCGAAUAAUCCACCCGUGUGGGACCAUAUAGUGUAUGGGCCGAUCUACUGUAAAGAGAACAUGGCCGUUGGGGCUAAAGUUGUGUCUGUUAAAGCCAGGUCUGUCACUUAUUACGUGGUGGACAGCGACAGGAACGAAGGGAAGGAUUACUUCGAGAUCAAUCGGGAGACCGGAGAGAUCUUCACGAAGGUGAUGUUCGAUCGCGAGAAGCAAGGAGCGUACGCGUUGGAGGUGGAGGCCAGGGACGGUGCACCUUCCGCCAGGCCCAACAGCAACGGCCAGCCCAAUUCCGGUAUGAGCACACCUUCAUUUUCCAAUUUCUCCGCAUGCUUUCGAUCCAGUUAG
Apis florea (little honeybee) is the source of this 432-nucleotide messenger RNA. RefSeq names its product neural-cadherin. Gene Ontology annotation, biological process: neuron projection development; homophilic cell-cell adhesion; multicellular organism development. Gene Ontology annotation, cellular component: plasma membrane; catenin complex. Gene Ontology annotation, molecular function: cadherin binding; beta-catenin binding; calcium ion binding. The record is from RefSeq and is a predicted model, not a curated record. Lineage: Eukaryota; Metazoa; Arthropoda; Insecta; Hymenoptera; Apidae.